AUGUCCUCCAAGAGCGCCAGGCCACGGAUCCUCGUCCUCGAGCCCUCCACUGGAAACAAAUGGCACGACAGCGAGAGAGAUUUUAGCGUCGACAAUCUGGCCGGUCUACCCAAACAAUGUUAUUUGUUCCUUGAUUUGCAGGACUACCCACCCCCAGAUGGCCGUCGGCAGAAGCUCCUUGCCCACUUCAACGUGCCCGAAUUCGUGGCGAACAGGACAUGCUUCGAGCUGAACGGCUACUUCGGGAGUAAGGCCAACUACGACAGCCCGGGCCCUGAGGCCUCAAAGCAUGUUACCCGCUACACAACCUGGUUCCGAUGUCUGGUAAAGAUGGUCAAGAAAGUGGACGACGGGCCCCAUGAGAAUGGCGCGGAAUAUGUGACGAACAUGAAGAAGGGCUACAAGUGGUUUGAAAUGUCCUUCUUCACGCGCUGGGAGUACCCCAACACAUGCCAGGUCCUAUGUGUCGAUACGCCCCCUGACAUGCGCUCGGAGCUGCAAAAGCUCCUCGAAACGCAAGAUCAGCCCUUGGACUUUCGGGACCCGUUUGCCAUGCAUCCCUGCCUCGUAGACCAGCUGAUUGUCUACACAGAUGUGGCAGUUUGGCGGGUACGAGAUCCUGUACGGCUCCUUGAGAAGACCCGCAUGCGCACCGGCGCCAUAUUUGGCCCCAUCCAUGAGGUGUCCCGCCACGCGAUCCACACCUCGGAGAUUCUCGAAGCGGCCAUCGACACUAUAACAGAGAUGAAACAGCGCCAAGAGGCUGUCCAGCAAAGACUACACGUUGACCUGGGCGAGACGUACAGGGAGCAGGCGAAGGACUACGCCCAAUUCCAGAUCUCGGCGCUCAAGAAUUUGAAGCUGAGAUCUGAUUCGAAUGAGGAGCGGCUCAAGAACGAAAUUGACCUGGCUUUCAAUAACAUGGCUCGCCAGGACAACAGUGUCAUGAAGUCAAUUGCUCUCCUCACCAUGAUAUUCCUCCCGGCCACAUUCAUCUCGGCUAUCUUCAGUACAAGCUUCUUCAACUACGGGGAGGAUGGAAGCUGGCUGGUCUCAGACAAACUGUGGAUUUAUUGGGCCACCACGAUUCCGGCCACCAUCGCCACCGUGGUCCUCUGGCAGAACUGGCUUGCUAAUGGCGAUGCUAUCAAGAAGUUCCUCGAUUGGAUGGUGGGAUGGCCUAAAGCACAGUGGGCAAAGCUGGAGAAAGCCAAGUCGCAUGUUCCGGGAAAGGCCGCGCAUGUAUGA
Messenger RNA from Parathielavia appendiculata, 1248 nucleotides. RefSeq lists its product as uncharacterized. Bases 1 to 1248 code for a protein of 415 amino acids. The transcript has 8 exons. Lineage: Eukaryota; Fungi; Ascomycota; Sordariomycetes; Sordariales; Chaetomiaceae. Gene Ontology annotation, molecular function: cobalt ion transmembrane transporter activity; magnesium ion binding; magnesium ion transmembrane transporter activity. The record is from RefSeq and is a predicted model, not a curated record. Gene Ontology annotation, cellular component: plasma membrane. Gene Ontology annotation, biological process: transmembrane transport; metal ion transport.